Messenger RNA from Ustilaginoidea virens, 393 nucleotides. RefSeq lists its product as uncharacterized. NCBI's taxonomy places the organism in Eukaryota, Fungi, Ascomycota, Sordariomycetes, Hypocreales, Clavicipitaceae. The transcript has a single exon. The coding region runs from base 1 to 393 and encodes 130 amino acids. The record is from RefSeq and is a predicted model, not a curated record.
AUGGAGCCGACUCUGGAGCACUUGGUGGCAAUCCCCAAAAAGUUUCAAUGUGCUGUCGAUUGCCGGCCCCAGCUGUGCCAGGCAGGGCUCAUCAAGAUGGCGGCCCCCCUGGCCACGGCCACUGCCCACUUGAGUGAGACUGGGGAGUCGACCCGUUCGUUGGCCAUUUGGGCCGUGAGUGCAAAGCCGUUGGCUGCAAGCGGAAGCAAGCACGAGAACCGAGCCGCAUCCGCCGCGCGAAGCGACGAGGCGACGAUUCGAGGAACAUCAGAAGCUUUUGCGAGGAUAGGCGCGCGUGCUGUGGCGGCCGGCAACGUACGGUUUACUGCAUCUUUGACGCUGCUGAAAGUCGCGUCCGAGCUGGAAACGGAACCGAGCGAUAGGGUGAGAUGA